Molecule: messenger RNA, 2430 nt
Organism: Gadus macrocephalus (Pacific cod)
Lineage: Eukaryota; Metazoa; Chordata; Actinopteri; Gadiformes; Gadidae
Product: SLAIN motif-containing protein-like
Exons: 7
Coding region: 697-2244 (515 amino acids)
Biological process (GO): positive regulation of microtubule polymerization; microtubule nucleation; cytoplasmic microtubule organization
Cellular component (GO): microtubule plus-end
Source: RefSeq, a predicted model, not a curated record
CUUCGUUUUUCAUAAGGUCUUUCUGUGGGUCCUGAAUCCUUUUGAAGGAAGGACUCCAGUCGGUGGUGUCGUGUCAGGGGUUCACAAGUGAUCAGUUUGGACACACACACACACACACACACACACACACACACACACACACACACACACACACACACACACACACACACACACACACACACACACACACACACACACACACACACACACACACACUUCUCCAUUAGCUCUUAUUUUUAGCGGCAUCUCGUCUGUUAAUCCUCUUAGCUCUUGAUGUCUCCUUCAGUUCUCCUGAUGGCUCCUUAGAGUCCCAAGCUGCUCAGCCCCAGACAGCUGCUGUCUCCGUGGGUCUGAGAAGAGACUCACGGCGGAGCUCCGGAGAGACCAGGAGGGACCGGGAGGGACCGGGAGAGACCGGGAGAGACCGGGAGAGACCGGGAGAGACCGGGAGGGAGCGGGAGAGAACGGGAGAGACCUGGAGAGACCGGGGGAGACAAAGAAGGACCAGUAGUGACCAGGGGAGACCGGGAGAGACCGGGAGUGACCAGGGGAGAUCGUGAGAGACUGGGAGAGACAAAGAAGGACCAGAAGAGACCAGGAGGGACCAGGAGGGACCAGGAGGGACCAGGAGGGACCAGGAGGGACCAGGAGGGACGUGGGUCUGCUGCCGCCGCCCUCGCCCUCCUCCUGGUCAGCAUGUCGGUCCUGGCGCCCACGUUGUGGGCGGACCACAGCCGCUGUGACCUGGAGUUUGAGGACUGGAGCCAGAUCUUUGAGAACCAGACGGAGGGUCCGACCAUGACCGACUGGAACCAGAGCCUCUGCGGCCGCCCCUCGGAGCCCGGGGCCCGCCACAGCUUCCUGCUGCCUCCCAGCGAGGACGAAGAGGAGGAUGACGAGGAUGAGGAUGAAGAGGAUGAGGAUGAAGAUUUCACCGCGGGAGCCAGGAGCCUCCCGAUCCCGUACCGGCUGGUCUGGAUGGACGAGGGGAGCGAUGGUGCGACCUGCGACCAGGACCCGGGCUCCCCCCCCUGGGGGACCGCCAGGGGGUCUGUGGCGGAGCAGCCCGGCCCCCUGGACGCUCUGGAGGUCCUGGAGGAGGAGCAGGAGGGCCGGGACGACACCCGAUGGCUCUAUGAGUCUCCCCAGCAGCAGUCGGACCAGGACGAGGUGGGGGACCCCAGUGUGGCGGCUCUGAGCUGGUCGCGGAGGGUCCUGGACCACCCUAGUCCUGAUAUGGAGGCCGCCUGUAGAGUCCUCAACAACAUCCUGGACAAUAAGUUCAGAGCAGUACACAUCUCGUCCACCAGGGGGCGGCCCAGCAGCACGGUCUACGACUGGCAGACGUCCAGUCAGACAUCAACACAAGCCCACCACAGGGGCGACUGGGACAGCUCGGACUACAGACUGGAAGACUUCAGAUCCCAGGCCUUUAAACAGAAGGACUACAGAUCAGAGGAGUCCACACCAAAGGACUACAGAUCCCAGCAGCCGACGGAUCUCCAGGUGUUGGCCCGGGAACAGGAGGCUAGUCUGCGUGGGGAGCACCCCGGCUACGCGCUGGGGGACAUCAGCCACCUGGACCCCCUGGGGAACGCCUGGUGGCCCCCCGCACCCCCCUCCUGGGGGCCCCCCGCACCCCCCUCCUGGGGGCCCCCGCCCUACUCUAGACCCUCGGCCAAUCACAGGCGUCCCCAGCUGAGGAAGCUCCAGCACAGAGUCACUGAGCUCAAGCUGCUGGCUCUCCUUCAGAGUAAAGAAGCAGCCGUUACCGCCGGCGACGGAGGCCCCGCCCCCCUGCUGAGGACCAGUCUGCGCUCCCUGCAGGCUGUCAGGAAGAGCCGCAGUCUGGAGGGCUCAGACUCUGGCCACGCCCACUCUGGCCACGCCCACCUGGAGGCCCAGUGCCUAACUCCUCCCCCCAGAGCCAGGCGUCAAUCAGACGGGUCUCCUGUCCAUCAGGGGUCCACCGCCUCGAGACGCCUCUCCAGGUCCACCAGGACCCCGCCCCUCUCCCCAGGGGGUCCUCACCCUCACCCCUCCACUCACCCGUCUAGGCCUGGUCGGGUGUCAUCCUCUCCUCACCCCCACCCCACCCCCACCACUCACCCUCACCCCUCCACUCCCCCGUCAGCUCACCCUCACCCCUCCACUCACGCGUCUGGACAUGGUCGGGCGUUCUCCGCUCCGGCUCGGCUGUCUGUGGUGGACUGGCGGUGGAACCGGAGCUCGGUCCAGCGGUAGAGCGGGAGGAACAUGGACUGAGGCUGGGGUUCAGACAUGAGGAGAACCUGGACUGAGGCUGGGGUUCACACACGAGGAGAACCUGGACUGAGGGUGGGGUUCAGACAUGAGGAACAUGUACUGAGGGUGGGGUUCACACACGAGGAGAACCUGGACUGAAGCUUGGGUUCAGACAUGAUCAGGAAC